AUGAACGCCGACCCUUCGCGCCGAUCCCCAAGGCGGCGGCCAGAUCUCAGCGUCAACACCUCGCGCGCGCGUUCCAACUCCAGCUCCAAGAUUGCCUUGCCUCCGUUGUCACCGCCGCGCCGCAACGUCCCUGUGCCGUCUUCUCGGGCCAGCAGCCGCGGCUCGAAACCUCCCCCAGCACUCGGUACUACGGUUAUGGCCUCCAGCAUCGAGGCCGGCGGUGUCGGUCCCAACCGCCUGCGGUCCGGCACCUCGUCAUAUCCCCGUCAGGGUUCUGGCGCGGCCGCCGACGUCGAGACAUUUCUCGACAUGUACACCCCCAACGCCGUGUCCGCCAGCGGCAAGGAGAACAGUCCUCCGUCUCUGACCAUGGCCGAUGCUCCGCAGCCUCCACCCAUACGCGGCCAUCGCGACUCCCACGACCUGUCGCUCCCCUCGCGGCACGUCCGCGACUCCCUCGUCUCCAACAUGCUCCUCUCCCUCGACCAGUUCUCCAUGGGCCAAACAGCCGCCCCUGUGCGCUCUGCCCCGUCCUUUGAGGACCACCGUCUGUACUCCUUGUCGACCACCACCACCGACGACAACAUUGCCCGUGCGCCCAAUGUCCCGACAGCGCCACGUGGCGGUGGAGGAGGGGGCGGUGGUCGGUACGGCAGUGGGUAUAACAACUACAGCUCCGACUUCGAGGUGCCCGACGAUGCCAGUCGCGUGUCCGGCAGCAUCUCCCACAGCCGCCGCAGCAACAGCAGCUCCGGCUUCCAGUCGAGUCUAGGGCGCAUCAACAGCAUGCGCGAGUCGUCCCUGCACCGAGGCAGCCAGCCAGGCACGCCUCGUAUGAUGCACUCGCGUGGCGGCAAGGGCAGCAAAAGCAGCAGCACCAACAGCAUCGACGCCGGCUAUGUGCAGGUCCUCGGUAGCCAGCGAUGGGCUCAUGGUUUCGGGGGCCGUUCGUCGAGCUUCGAUCUUGGUCCUCGGUUGCCUGGUUCGUCUAGCGGCAACAACCCGCCUCCCACAUCCAUGAUCCCGCAGCAGCAGACGGCGCAGCAGGCGGCGCAGCAAACAGCACAACAAACGCAACCGUGGCAUAUUGAGUUCUCAAACUCCUUUUUCAACGACGCCUACGACGACGCCGCUCCGACGCCCACCGUUCCCGGUGGCCCUCGAAAACUGACCUCUGCCCCCUCAAUGCCGUCGAUCCCCUCCUUCCAACCGCCGCCGCCCGAUCCUCCCUCAGACCCUGAGCGACGCAAAAGCGUGCGGUCAUCAAGAAGCGCAACCGUCGGCCGGCAGUCUCAGACCAAAUUUAAUAAACCCGGUACUCCACCACUACCGCCUGCCUUCGAUCUCGACUCGGCACCGGCUCCCAACAUUGGCUACGAAAAGUCCAAAGAAGUCGUGCCACCACAGACCGCACAGCCGCAGCAGAUUCCACCGCAUCCGCUCAGACAAAAACCAAGCUUUUUCCGGCGUGUGUUUGGUGGAUUUCGUGACACUGCGGCUGAAAACGAGCCUGUGCCACAGCUACCAUCCGCGUCCACAAACACGUCGGGUGGUUUUGCCUCGUCCUCCUCUGUCGACGUAGCAAACGGCUCCCGCAGCCAGCAACACAGCUCGUCUGGCUUGGGUCAGAACCAGAAACAGCAAAGCGCUCCGCCGUCCCGAGACAGCCACCAUUCUACACAUGCGACGCUGCAAAAGAAACCCUCUGGCUUCUUCAGGCGCCGCAAGAAGAGCAUCUCGGAAACGGAAUCCCCGCCUCCACUGCCAAUGCCCCUUGUGCUGCCACCGCAACCAAAACAACAACCACCACCUCCUCCGCCUGCUGUGGCACAGCAACAACAGUCUCGGCCUGUGCCACUCGUGCCGCCCUUGAAGAUGCCCAACUUGCAGCGCUUCGUCGAAAAGCCAGCGCCCAGUCCCGUCACGAGCUUGAGCCAUGCCAUGAGCCCGUACCUUAAGACCAAUGGCGACGAUGCAAACACGGCUUCGCCGCUACAGCCGACAGACCUCGAUAGCACACCUCACACGCCGUCCAGGGACAAGGGUGCGAAGCCAGACAAUGCCGACACGAUCAAUCGAGCCGUCAGAGGCUUCUCGCCCGACUACGAGCCCCCACCAACUGCCACCAUCCGCUCGGUGGGCCCCGAGCCAUCGUCUGGCAAAGACCGGAGCACCAGCGGCCAACGACACCACCUCGAGACACCCACAAGACAACCUCCCGCGCCGCCUCAUCCUGCCCGCUCGGGCUCGUUCCUCAGCGACGACAGCGAUGGCGACGAUGAAAGCCCGCGCCGCGUCAUGACCAAGGCACUGUCCAAGAAACGCUCUGAACAAAGCGACUUUUUGUCCGUAUCCCCGUCAGCUGUGGACGAUCAGCACCUACCCCCCUCAAGCCAACGCCCAUCCUCCAAGAAGAGUGGCAGCCAAUUGAGCCUGCCGAUUGAAGGCGCUGCAUCCACCACGUCUCCCAAGGCACGCUCUGCCGGAGUCGCUUCGUCCAAGGCCUCGCCUCUUGUGAGCAGUAGCAGCGGCAACGGAAGCGUCCACAUGCCCAUUGUCAAGGUCGACAGCGGCGCCACGAAGGCAGAUGACAAGGACCCGAACAUCAUCGACGAGCCCGAGUUUGUCGUUGGCAUGCCUACCGAGGAUGACCGGCAAAAGGCCCUCAACAUCUACGAAGGCUGCGAAGACUUUAUCCAAAAGGAAAAGGCCGCUGCCUGGAUGGGCGAGGAAGGCCCGGUCCGGCAGCGUACGCUCCAGGCCUACAUGGAGCUCUACGAUUUCCGCAACCAGAGCAUUGUCAGCGCGCUGCGCGAUGUGUGCAGUCGCCUCGUGCUCCGCGCUGAGACACAGCAGGUCGACCGUAUUCUGGUAUCAUUUUCCAAGCGAUGGUGUGCCAACAAUCCCAACCACGGCUUUAAGUCGUUGGAUGUCGUCCACACUACGUGCUAUUCGAUCAUGCUCCUCAACACCGACUUGCAUUUGGCCGACAUUGAGUCCAAGAUGACUCGGUCCCAGUUUAUUAAGAACACAAUGACGUCGAUUCAUCACACUCUCGCCGACUCCGAUCCGAAGGCCAACGGUCGCUCCAUCUACGGCGGCCCCGACAGCGGCCGACGUCCGUCGGUGGACCAAGACCGCAACCUGGCGGUGGCGUCCCUCCCUCCACGAUCCGAGUCGUCACUGGGCCACAACCAGGACGACUGCGGCCCUCUAGUCAAGGCACCGUUUGAGGGCUCGAUGCGCGCCUGGGAAUCGCAGAUGGAGAUUGUGCUCAAGAUCAUAUACAAUUCGAUCCGCGAUGAGCGCCUGCCGCUCUUUGGUGCCGACGGCAACGGCAACAGCAACAGCCAGACGCCGAACAACCAGAGCGGCCUGUCGGUCAUUGGCAUGCUCAAGCGCACGCCCAGCGUAAUUAGCAAGGCUCCCUCGGAGAGCCAGGCCUCGCUCCGCGGACGCGUCACCGAAUCCAACACCCGGGCUGGUUCGUCACGUUGGACUUCCAAGAGCCGGUCGCGCGUGCGUGGCCCGGCAGUCGGUGGUCCGGGUGGUGCAGGCGGUGCGACCGGUGCCAACGGCUUCUCGUCAAGCCGCACGAGUUUCGAAGACGGUAACUCCAUCUGGAGUCCCACCGUAUCAUCGGCCACUUGGAGCCGACAGUCGCUCGGUCGCACUCAGACGUCCAUGUCCAUGGAGUCCUUUGGCUCGAACUGGGCAGGCCGCGGCGGCGAGUACCAGCAGUCCAUUGGUUUCGCCAACGCCCUCAGCCAAGCCAUCAUCCGAGAGGACGCGCUCGGCGGCACUGGAGCUGCUUCGAUAAUUAGUGACGACCAGUCCAUGCACCAGCGCGACGGCGCCAACCCACUGCUCGACGACGAGUCGCUCGAACUGGCCGGCCCGCCGUGGGUCAAGGAGGGCAUGGUUGUCCACAAGCAUCACCUGGACGGCAUGGACAAGAAGGCCAAGGAUAGAAACUGGACCGAGGUCUUUGCCGUUGUGCAAAAGGGCUACAUGAGCCUGUUCUCCUUUACGCCCAACAAGUCCCUGCGCGCGAAGAACCGCGGACGCAACAAUGCGCUGCCCAAGGGCGCCGUCGUUGGUGGUGGCAACUGGCAGGAGAACGCCACGAACGUGGGCUCGUUUGGCCUCAAGCAAACACUCGCGUCAGCCCUACCGCCCCCAGGCUACUCCCGCCAGCGGCCGCAUGUGUGGGCGCUCAGCCUGCCCACGGGCGCCGUCCAUCUGUUCCAGGUCGGCACGCCCGAAAUCUGCAAGGAGUUUGUGACAACGGCCAACUACUGGAGCGCGCGGCUGAGCACACAUCCGCUGGUCGGCGGCAUAUCCAACAUUGAGUACGGCUGGGGCGACGGCAUUGUGAACAACUCGCUGGUGAACGCGAUCAAGAGCGAGUCGAGCACGGCGCUGCCGUCCACCUCGAACACUGGUACCCACGGCCCUUACCCGCCGUCGGCGUCGCGUCCUGGCUCGGCCGCUGCGGGUCGCGCCAGCUUGCAAUCGCGCAGCUCGUUCCGCUCCGGCUCCUUCGAUUUCGGCCACGGCCGCAGCGGUUCCUCGUCCAGUGGCUUCACGGCGUCGGCAGCGAAUAUCGGCGGUGGAGGUAUUGGCAGUUCAAGCCGUCACGGCGGCAGCGGCAAGCUGCCCGGCGAUCGCAUUGCCAUUGCCGAGUGGAUGCCGCCUGCCCAGUCGCUGCGCCCGUCCAAUGCGGCCGAGCCGCAGCAGCUGCAAACGCUGAUGGCGUACGUGCAGAGCAUCGAGAGCGAACUCAAGUCGCACAACGCGCUGCGGUCGCCCAUGCUGCUCGCGUUCACGCCGCGGGGCCAAAACGCUACCAAGGCUAUGGCCAACUGGGAGCGCAAGAGCUCGUACCUGCUGCGGGAGAUUGUCAAGUACCGGACGUACGUGGACUGCCUGACCGAGGCCGAGCGGCGGCGCAGCGAGAUUUACCAGGAGCGGGAGAUUGCGCGGCGGGCAGCGCGGGGCGAGGGCAGUAUUGGCUCCAAUGACGAGGACAACCACUUGGCUCGGGAUGGCCGAGGCCGUGGUGACGAUGACGACAAUAAUGACGACGAGACGGGCGCCGAGACGGCACGCGAUGACAAUGGCGACGACAGCGACAUUAUGGGAGCGACCGCCCACCGCCAUCGCAAGGACAGCGAUGUUCUUGGUGCGAGCGAGUCUCUUCGGGUGUAA
This is a messenger RNA of Sporothrix brasiliensis 5110, 5211 nucleotides long. Its product is annotated as sec7 domain containing protein. The record is from RefSeq and is a predicted model, not a curated record. Lineage: Eukaryota; Fungi; Ascomycota; Sordariomycetes; Ophiostomatales; Ophiostomataceae. Bases 1 to 5211 code for a protein of 1736 amino acids. The transcript is spliced from 2 exons. Gene Ontology annotation, molecular function: guanyl-nucleotide exchange factor activity. Gene Ontology annotation, biological process: regulation of ARF protein signal transduction.